Molecule: messenger RNA, 606 nt
Organism: Echinostoma caproni
Lineage: Eukaryota; Metazoa; Platyhelminthes; Trematoda; Plagiorchiida; Echinostomatidae
Source: the annotation of a GenBank genome assembly
ACUGAUGUGGACUAUUACUUUCCGAUCAGCACAGUGACAUCUCCACCCCCGAGCGCGAGUACCUCGCCGAAAAAAUCCUGUCUCACAUUGGCAUUGGAGCAGGCUCAAGCAGAUGGUCAGUUGGCACGGAAUAACUUGUUUGCCGAUUACUGUGUCCACGAUGCACGGCCCACGGGAGCUGUACCGGAUUAUUCAACCGCACGACCUGGUCAGCUAGAAUUGGCCAGUAGACAAUUCACUGUUUGGUUGUGGCGAGUCUCUCAUUUUCCACGGGUUGCUCUAUGUGUCCAGCCUCGACUGAAUACCACUGUGAAGCAAUUUGUCGGUCUUGUUUUCUGGCAAUAUUUCAAUCAGCUCACUCGAGCAGAUGCUCCACCGGGAUUGUUUGAUGAUUUGGACAGGUUUGACAGCACCUUUCUCGAUCGUAUCUCCGUAUACAUACUGGACACACCGGAGGAGAAUGUGGACUCCGAAUUUCCGCCAUUGGAUCCAACUGAUCCAAUCCACAAAUAUGAGUUCGAUUCGUUGGCCCUGAUUGAGCACACGGUCACACGAAAGGAAGACACAAAAAGCAAAGAAGUUCCCCUGGUUCUUGUCACUGUGUAA